Scylla paramamosain (green mud crab) is the source of this 1846-nucleotide messenger RNA. RefSeq lists its product as uncharacterized. Gene Ontology annotation, molecular function: sulfotransferase activity. Gene Ontology annotation, cellular component: membrane. The record is from RefSeq and is a predicted model, not a curated record. Bases 399 to 1628 code for a protein of 409 amino acids. NCBI's taxonomy places the organism in Eukaryota, Metazoa, Arthropoda, Malacostraca, Decapoda, Portunidae. The transcript has 7 exons.
UCAGUAUACAGUCAGACGUGGUAGUGAGAGGACGUCCCUUGCUCUCCCUGGCUCCUCCCGCCUUUCCCAGCCUUUCCCCGCGCUCUCACUCACUCCCAAGCACUUCCCUUUCUCUCUCAUUACUUCUCUCUCUCUCUCUCUCUCUCUCUUUCUUUCGCUCUCUCAAAACAUUAUAUUUAUCGUCCAAACAUCUUAGGUUCUAUCUCAUUUUUCAUACUUUCAAUUAACUCAAAAUCAUUAUUUCCUCUCCCAAACACUCUCUCUCUCUCUCUCUCUCUAAACUCACCGUGUUUUUAUUUAUUUAUUUAUUGAUUUGUUUAUUUAUUUAUUUAGUGAUGUGAAGUGUUUCCUCCUCCUCCUCCUCCUCCUCCUCCUCCUCCUCCUCCUCCUCCUCCUCGAUGCCUCCCACCAUAAUGAGAUGUAAAGUUCUAAUUGCACUGAUUGUGUGGGCGUGCAUUAGCCUCGUGUUUGUGGUGUGGCCAGCCCCAAGUGCUCCACCAUUUCCCUUGCCAGUCACCAGCCCCCAUCCUCACGCCGCGCAGCACAAACACCAGUUAGCGCAAGGUCUUCCUCUUCAGGCCCCUAAGAGCCCGCGAAGAUGGGAGGUGCGGAGCAAAGGUGACGGUGAAGAUGGCAAUGUAUUUUACAGUGAGAGGCGUGAUUUUAAUGAGAAUGACAAGAUACUGGCCUAUGAUGGUGAAGAGAUGGGCGGACGAAUGAAUGGUGAUGCUGGUGAUGCUAGUGAAAGGAACGGGAAUGAUAAAAAGGGUUAUAUGAAAGGGAAAAUGAUGAAUAGUAAUAAGAAAAGCGAAGAGAAACACAUUAAAGGAGGAAAUAUGGUCAUUAACAAGAGCAGGAACAGAGAGAAGAGCAAGAUGAACCAUAAUGAUAAUAAUAAUGAUGAUGAUGAUAAUUAUGACUUUAUGAGCCUAAUGGUUGACACGGGAGGGCAAUACAAUGUUACACCACCCAAUGCUCGUCUUCUGGUCUACAAUAGGAUUCCAAAAUGUGCUUCAUCGACUAUGCAAACCGUGCUAAGAUGGGAAGGAGCAAAGAGACAGCCAGUGUACAUCAACGUUGUGAGAGAACCUGCCGAACGCUUCAUCUCCUCCUUCUACUAUGUGAGGAGUAAGGAGAGGCUAGCAAGGCUCUCGGCAAAGGGACACCUCAGAGCCAGGCCAUCAAGUUAUUGGCUGAACAGGACAGUGGAGCAGUGUGUGAUGAACCGUGAUGCUGAGUGUUCCUUCCUAAACGGCACCAAGCAGGAGACUGUCAUCACCUACUUCUGCGGUCACCACGAGGCUUGCAAGAUGGUGGGGAGCAGUGAGGCGCUGCAGAGGGCCAAGCAGGUGGUGGCUCAGAGAUACAGUGUGGUGGGGCUGGUGGGUCAUAUGGAGAUGUCCUUGCAACUCAUGGAGACCCUCAUACCGGGGUUCCUCAAAGGGGCACUGGAUUUCUACUACAAUAUCAAGAAGAAGAAGGAGAAAGUCAAUAAAAACUCCCACAAGCCAGCCGUGCCCAGAGAAGUCCAACAGGAGCUCAGGAGAAGGAUGGGACACGAUGUUGACUUCUAUAACUUCCUGCGACAGAGGUUAUUCCUGCAGGCUCAGACAUUCCUCAGCAAGUGAUGGCCUGGUGUAUAGAUGCACUGGGAGCUCCUCUAGUCUUGCAAAUGUGGUGAUGGUGGUGGUGUUGUGAUAUGUUGCAUUGUGAUGAUGUGGUGUGGUGUGGUGUUGAAGUUUAUUUGCUCAGGUUGUGUGCGUGUGUGUGCCUUUUGUUAUCAAGUUAAGAGUUUCUAUGGUUAUUGAUGGCAGUAAGAAUAUAUGUAUAAAUGUUCUAAUCUUUU